Oryza brachyantha (malo sina) is the source of this 449-nucleotide messenger RNA. RefSeq lists its product as uncharacterized. The coding region runs from base 33 to 449 and encodes 138 amino acids. NCBI's taxonomy places the organism in Eukaryota, Viridiplantae, Streptophyta, Magnoliopsida, Poales, Poaceae. The transcript has 4 exons. The record is from RefSeq and is a predicted model, not a curated record.
CUUGGUCGGAGAUAGGUUGUAGAGCCCCUUGAAUGGGGAGAAUCGCUAGGCGGUCGUUGGUGCCAAGCAAGUCGACGACAACCCUCACGGCCUCGUUGAGCAGCCUGGCGCGUUUCCUCGGCACCGACGAGCCGCUGUGGUGGAGGCAGAGGACAAGAUCCACGGCCUCGCUUCGCCCUGCCGUUCCGCCGGCCGGUGCGGCGAUGCUCACCAUCGCCGGGAUGACGGGCCGGCCUGGGGGUUCCUUGUUGCUCCCCGCAGUUUUGCCGUCGAUCUUCACGAUUUCAGGGAUCUUGUUUGCUGUGGUUCUUGAAGACACCCUUGCUGUCGGUGGCAUAGCCUGGAAAUUUCCGGUGGAUACUCAUGUCCAAACAUCAUUUCGGCGAUUCGUAUGCUCCUACAAAGUCGUAGCCCAUUCUAUUUCAAAGUCUCAAGGUAUUAUGCCAUAA